AUGGCGGCGGCUCCGCUGCUGCUGCUGCUGCUGCUCGUGCCCGUGCCGCUGCUGCCGCUGCUGGCCCAGGGGCCCGGGGGGGCGCUGGGGAACCGGCAUGCGGUGUACUGGAACAGCUCCAACCAGCACUUGCGGCGAGAAGGCUACACGGUGCAGGUGAACGUGAACGACUACCUGGACAUUUACUGCCCCCACUACAACAGCUCAGGGGUGGGCCCCGGAGCGGGCCCCGGGCCGGGCGGCGGGGAGCAGUACGUGCUCUACAUGGUGAGCCGCAGCGGCUACCGCACCUGCAACGCCAGCCAGGGCUUCAAGCGCUGGGAGUGCAACCGGCCGCACGCCCCCCAUAGCCCCAUCAAGUUCUCGGAGAAGUUCCAGCGCUACAGCGCCUUCUCGCUGGGCUACGAGUUCCACGCCGGCCACGAGUACUACUACAUCUCCACGCCCACCCACAACCUGCACUGGAAGUGUCUGAGGAUGAAGGUGUUCGUCUGCUGCGCCUCCACAUCGCACUCCGGGGAGAAGCCGGUCCCCACUCUCCCCCAGUUCACCAUGGGCCCCAAUGUGAGGAUCAACGUGCUGGAAGACUUUGAGGGAGAGAACCCCCAGGUGCCCAAGCUUGAGAAGAGCAUCAGCGGGACCAGCCCCAAGAGGGAACACCUGCCCCUGGCCGUGGGCAUCGCCUUCUUCCUCAUGACACUCUUGGCCUCCUAGCUCUGUCCCAUGCCUUGGUGGGGAGAGAUGGGGCGGGGCUGUGAACAAGCGACAAGUCUUUGGCCUCUUAACGGGAAGCCUAGCUGUGGGCCUGCACCCCCCCUCCCAUGGCUGGAAGUGGGGUCCGCACCAUGCAUUGUGCCCACUCCCUCUGCCCCUCCCUCCAGGUAGGGCACUGUAGUGGACCAGGCACAGGGACAGUCAAAGGUCCCAGGUGACCUGGUGGCUCUGUAAUGUUUGGUACCAAAUUUGGGGCCAUAAAGGGCAGUUCUCAGGACGUCCUGCCCCCUGGUACCUCUCCCUGACCCCUGGCUCCCUCCCCUUUUGUCCCCCCAGAGAGACAAAAAUGCCCCAGAGAGAGCAAGCCAACGUGAAAGGUGCCCCAUCACUCUCCUCCAGGGACAGAACGUGGGGAGGGGACUAAAUGGGCAAGGGGGUAGCACUGCCCGCUGCCCCUUCCCCUGUUUACAGCAAUAAGCACGUCCCCCUCCCCCCACUCCCACUUGCAGGAUUGUGGUUUGGAUCAAAUCCAAGUUUACAAGUAGACCCCCCUAGGGAGGCAGGCAGUGGACGGGUGGCAGGGGUGGGCACUGGGGUGCCAGGCAGGCAUGUACAGACUCUAUAUCUCUAUACAUAAUGUACAGACAGAGUCCUUCCCCCUCCCUAACCCCGGCCUCCCUUGACCCCCCUUCCAGCUUCAGACCCCUUUCCCACCAGGCUAGGCCCCGCCGGGGACCCCCUGGCCCCUCUUUUGUCUUCUGUGAAGACGGGACCUAUGCAACGCACAGACACUUUUGGAGACCGUGAGACAGCGACGCCCCUCCCUUCCAGCCCUGAGCCAGCCGGGAGCCAGAUCCCAGGACCUUGCCCUGCCCACCCCACGUGGUCCCCACCCAUCCUGGGCCUUUUUCAAGUGCUUUGGCUGUGACUUUCAUACUCUGCUCUUAGUCUAAAAAAAUAAACUGGAGAGAAAAAUAACCGAGUGUGUGUGAUUUGAAGGGACCGGCGCCCUCCGUUCCCCUGGUUCUGCUCCACAGGGCACAAGGCCUGGGCUGGGGGGGAGAUUCUGAGCCACAGAGUCCCCUGAACUGUGCUGUGGCUUAUCUCCUCUGAGAGGCAGCUCUGUGGGGAGAGAGCAAGAGAGGCUUUAAGUUGGGCCUGGUUGACUUUGAGCAAAUACCUUAACCUCUCUGGGCCUCAGGUAUCCAUCCCAUCAAACAAACUGGGCCAUACCAUACCUGUCAGGGUUGGUGUAAGGAUUAAAUAACAGGGGGAUUAAAGGCUCUAUCAGUGAUUAUCUUCUUUUCUUCCCAUGGUGAUGUGAUCAGAGGUUCUUGCCUGGGGUCUUUGGAUUCCAGGGAUUUGUGAACCUAGCUAGAAAAAAAAAAUGUUUAUUUUCACUUACCUGUACCUAAAAUUUAACAUUCUCUUAUGUAUGUGGGCAGCAAACCACAGUAUAGUAAUUAAUGACCUGUGACUUUGUAACGGGCAGAAAUCACAGAUGUUUUCAGACUGCACUGUAGUUGUGGACGAUAUCUCACAAGAUCAUUUACUCUCAUCACUACUUUGAAAUGGUCAUAGUUGUUAGACCUUUCUUGUCUUCAAUGUG
Molecule: messenger RNA, 2323 nt
Organism: Marmota monax (woodchuck)
Lineage: Eukaryota; Metazoa; Chordata; Mammalia; Rodentia; Sciuridae
Gene: Efna3
Product: ephrin A3
Exons: 5
Coding region: 1-714 (237 amino acids)
Biological process (GO): axon guidance; ephrin receptor signaling pathway
Cellular component (GO): plasma membrane
Molecular function (GO): ephrin receptor binding
Source: RefSeq, a predicted model, not a curated record